Molecule: messenger RNA, 1386 nt
Organism: Colletotrichum orchidophilum
Lineage: Eukaryota; Fungi; Ascomycota; Sordariomycetes; Glomerellales; Glomerellaceae
Product: POT family protein
Exons: 8
Coding region: 1-1386 (461 amino acids)
Biological process (GO): transmembrane transport; oligopeptide transport
Cellular component (GO): plasma membrane; fungal-type vacuole
Molecular function (GO): tripeptide transmembrane transporter activity; dipeptide transmembrane transporter activity
Source: RefSeq, a predicted model, not a curated record
AUGAUGACCGACACGAAGGACAACAUCACUGGCUUAGAAGAGGCACAAGUGCAGUCUGAUGUGCCCCUCAAGUUGCCUGCAGAACAAUGGGAAAGUCUAAGGAGAGUCCCGGAUCAUCUUCCAACUGUUGCCCUGUUGAUUCUAGUUGUGGAGCUCGGGGAACGAGUCACUUAUUUCGGGCUUAGCGGCCCGAUUCAAAACUACAUCAACAAUCCAUAUGAUCCUUCCUCCGAUCUGCCUGGGGCCCUCGGCCGCGGUCAGGCGGUAGCCACAGCGUUGGGCAAUUUCUUCAAGUUUUGGGCCUAUGCAUCCACGGUCAUUGGAGCUAUCAUCGCAGACCAGUACCUUGGAAAGUUCAAGGCGAUUCUAGCUGCUUGCGCAGUGUACAUCGUGGGUCUCGUCAUUCUCGUUGCAACUGCAACACCUACAUCUAUUACAAGCGGCGCAGGUUUCGGUGGUUUGAUCGCAGCGAUGAUUACCAUUGGUCUCGGCACAGGUGGUAUCAAGGCCAACGUGACGCCAAUGUGUGCGGAACAAUACCAGAACUCGCACCCGGUUGUCAGAACUUUGAAAUCGGGUGAGGAAGUACUGGUCGAUCCUGAACUAACAGUGCAGAGACUCUUCAUGUGGUUUUAUUGGGUUGUCAAUAUUGGAGCAUUGUCACCAUUGAUCACUGUCAACGUCGAAGCGCACCAUUCAUUCUGGCUGGCAUAUCUCAUUCCACUCAUCGCUAUCAUCAUUUCCACCGGCAUUUUUAUUUCGGGACAGAAGAAAUACGUUAAGGUUCCCCCAGAGGGCUCUGCUAUAAUUGACGCUCUCCGUGUCACUCGUAUUGCUAUCGAGGAAAAUGGCUUCAAAAACGCGACUCCUUCGGCUUUGAGAGAGUCCGGACACGAUGGCAAAUAUGCUAUUGCAAGUGAGACCAGAUAUACCGAUGGAUAUGUCAUGGAUGUCAUGAGAGGUCUGAAGAGUUGCAAGAUGUUCAUCUUCUUCCCUCUUUAUUUCAUCUGUUGGAUUCAAACUUGGAAUAAUCUCAUUUCCCAAGCGGGUGAGAUGGCCCUGCAUGGUACCCCGAAUGAUUUGCUACAAAAUUUGGAUCCCAUCGCCUUGUGCAUCUUCAUACCCUUCUUGGACAUGAUCGUUUACCCCAUGUUUCGCAAAUAUCGCAUCGACUUUGAUCCAGUCACCCGGAUCUUUGUCGGCUUUCUCUUCGCCUCCAUCUCUAUGGUCUACGCCAGUGUCCUGCAAUACUACAUCUAUAAAUCCCCGCCCAAGAGUAUCCAUGUCUGGAUACAAGCACCCGCUUACCUACUCGUGGCGUUUUCCGAGGCGUUCAUCAUCGUCACCGGGCUGGAGCUAGCCUUCACCCAAGCUCCAAAGAAGUAA